AUGUCCGACUGCUACGAUUCAGCCAAGCAGCAGGCCUACGACUGCUUUGACCCAUGCUUCAAGGAAGUCAAACAGUUCUCACUGACCGAUGAUCCAGAAAACCUGCGAACCUGCUUUCAAAAACGUCGUGGAUUUGUGGACAGCAUUGUCAACUGCUUCCGGACAAAGAUAAAAGCGUGCGAGAAUGACGUUGAGAAAGCACGAGAAACUGUCGUGAAGAGUUACGACUAUCACGAUAUGAUCAAAAGAGUCGAAGACAUCAUCAAUGAGCAAAUCCAGACGUUCCUCAACUCGAUCACUUCCAAUCGCGUAAAGGUCAAUCGCUUCCUAGUGCUUUGA
Ostertagia ostertagi is the source of this 339-nucleotide messenger RNA. Lineage: Eukaryota; Metazoa; Nematoda; Chromadorea; Rhabditida; Trichostrongylidae. The record is from the annotation of a GenBank genome assembly.